UAAGCAGGAAGAUCUAUGGAUACUUCUAAGCUUUUUUCGUUCUUCUGGUCAUUCUCAGUUUCAGUAACGCUUCCACUCAUUAUUGCACUGCUAACUUGUGUCUAUUUCUUCAGUGGACGAAAGGCAAAGCCAAAGCUGCCGCCGGGGCCACGAGGGCUACCUGUUUUGGGUAGUCUGCUGGACCUCGGUUCGAAUCCCCACCAGUCUCUUCACGCUCUUUCCAAGCGCUAUGGUGGCCUCAUGUAUCUCAAACUGGGCACCACCCCCGUUAUUAUUGCUUCCUCCCAGGAGGCCGCAACUGCCAUUCUCAAGACAUUUGAUUCCGAUUUCUCUAACAGACCUCAGAGCGGAUCAGCGGCAGCGGAUAUUCUCUUGUACAAUAGAAGCGACAUCACCUGGUCUCCUCACUGGCCUUUUCUGAGAAAGCUCUGCAUUUUCCACCUCUUGACCCCCAAAUGUUUGGAUAAGUGGCAGGAAUCCCGAGAAGAGGAAAUGGCUCCGUUGCUCGACUCCAUUUUUAAACAGAGAUCGAAUUCUGUAAAUGUGGGAGAUUUUGUUAAUGUCUUUACUUGUAAUGUUAUUGGACAGAUGACGCUCAGGAUGAAACUCUUUGACGAGAACAACGCGGAGGCCGAACAUUUCAGAGAACUAAUGGAGGGUUCCUUGACUGCGGCCGCUCGUUUUAGGAUUGGGGAUUUCGUUCCUUUCUUAGAGCGGAUUGGCUUGGGCGGUUCUCUUGAUGAAAUGAAGAGCCUGCACAAGCGUUUUGAUGAAUUUAUGGUGAGGAAGAUUGAAGAAAAGAGGCGUAUUCCUCUGCCCCCUGACGACGAUGAUAAAAAGGACUUUCUACAGAUUCUCCAUCUGCUCAAAUAUAAUUCAGCAGGAGAUGGGCAACAGCUUUCCGAAUCUAAUAUCAAAGGAAUUUUAGUGGACAUGAUUUCGGCAGGAACGGACACUGCUACCCGAACGGUAGAAUGGGCGAUGUCCGAGCUGAUCCGCUAUCCCCAUCUCAUGAACAAAGUCAGAGACGAAGUGGACGCAUGCGUGGGAAUGGAUGAGAGAGUAACAGAAUCUCAUCUUCCUCAGCUUAAGUAUUUACAAGCGGUUGUGACAGAAACUCUUCGACUGCAUCCUCCAACUCCACUUAUGCUUCCUCACGCAUCUCCAGACAGUUCAAGGGUGAUAAUGGGGCAUUUCAUUCCCCCCAAUUCACAUGUCAUGGUGAAUGUGUGGGCCGUAGCAAGAGAUCCAAACUCAUGGGAGAGGCCAUUAGAAUUUGACCCAGAUCGGUUUGUGGACAAUCCCGUUAAUCUGGAUGGACGAGAUUUUCGAAUAAUACCGUUCGGCGCAGGGCGAAGAAUGUGCCCGGGCUAUAAUCUGGGGCUUCGUAUGAUUCAAUUUGCGCUUGCAAGCUUUGUUCAUGCAUUUGAUUGGUCACUUCCACCUGGUGAAGAACCCCAAGAUUUGGACAUGAAUGAGAAAUAUGGACUCUCAAUUCACAGGAAUGUUCCUCUCAAUCUUUUCGCGACUCCUCGUCUGCCGACCCAUCUCUAUAACAGUCAACAAAAAGCGGGUCACAUGUAAUUGUUUACUCGCAGCUCCUGUCCUCUUUCUUCCUUCCUUCCUUCCUAAGCUUUUUGUCUGUCGUCGGUGUUGGUUUUAAUAGUAACAUUGUAUAUAUAUCAGUACUUCUUAGAACAAGGUUGUAGCACAUAUUUAGCCGACAGGAUUUUUUGUUUUGUUGAGGAACUCCUCCAACAAUUCGAUAAGUCUCACGCUGAUAAAUUGCUACUGCCACCGGAAAAGGAUUUGUGUCAGUAAUACUGUCUUUGUAAUUGCAUAUACAUUUUGAAAAUCAUAAUUAUAGUUGCUGUGGCUAACAAAUCGUGCCUGGCAAGGCACGGCAUG
Messenger RNA from Cryptomeria japonica (Japanese cedar), 1908 nucleotides. RefSeq names its product flavonoid 3'-monooxygenase CYP75B137-like. NCBI's taxonomy places the organism in Eukaryota, Viridiplantae, Streptophyta, Pinopsida, Cupressales, Cupressaceae. The transcript is spliced from 2 exons. The coding region runs from base 16 to 1584 and encodes 522 amino acids. The record is from RefSeq and is a predicted model, not a curated record. Gene Ontology annotation, molecular function: oxidoreductase activity, acting on paired donors, with incorporation or reduction of molecular oxygen; heme binding; iron ion binding.